Molecule: messenger RNA, 2115 nt
Organism: Symbiodinium necroappetens
Lineage: Eukaryota; Dinophyceae; Suessiales; Symbiodiniaceae
Source: the annotation of a GenBank genome assembly
AUGCUCAUGGUCCUUGGGAGCGGAAGGCUUCCAGAUUUUCAGCCAGGAUAUCUCUUCCCGACAGUGCCCGAUGCCAAACUGGGGGUCGAUCCCUGCGCCUCGCUCCGUGUGGAUGCCAAACUCGGUACUCCGAAGCCUGCGAACCGAGAGCUGGUUCUAGUGACUGGUGGAUCAGGCUUCAUUGGAAGCCACCUCGUCGAGCAGCUACUGGAGCUGGGAUACCGCGUGCGUGUCUUCGACAACCUGGAAACUGGAAAUCUCCAAUUCCUGGACCUCCGCCACCCGCGCCUCCAGUUUGUUUUGGGAGACAUCCUCGACAUCGAGGCUCUAAGGAGAGCCAUGGUGGAUGUACGUGGUGUUUUCCACUUGGGUGCAGCCAGCAAGGUCCUGCCGUCUCUGAAGAACCCUGCCAUGGGGACCUUUAACGUCGAGCGCAACUCCGUUGGAACGAGCCGGGUGCUAGAGGCAGCUAACGAAACCAUGAUGGUGCGCAAAGUCGUGUAUGCAGCAUCUUCUACAUACUACGGCAACCAGGGCGUGCCGUUCGCGGAGACGGACCCAUUCAUGCCUACCUCCCCAUAUGCAGCUUCAAAGUAUAUGGGCGAGUUGGUCAUGCUCACCAACGACGAGCUUUACAAGCUGCCGACCUUGUCCCUCCGCUUCUUCAUGGUCUAUGGACCACGGAAUCCUGCCCAUGGUGCAUAUGCCAUUGUAACUGGGAAGUUUAUCGACCGCCUGAAGAAAGGACUGCCUUUGGUGAUAGAAGGUGACGGACGAAAUUUUCGCGAUUUUGUUCAUGUGAAAGACGUCGCACGAGCGUUGAUACUGGGUUAUCAGGGUGACGUUCAUGGGACGUCUAUCAACAUCGGCUCCGGUGAGAAGCACUCUGUCAAGGAGGUCGCGAAUCUGGUGUCGGCAAACCAGGAACAUGUAGCAGCUCGGAGGAACGACCUCCUCGGUACUCUGGCGGACACGUGCAGAGCGAAGAAGCUGCUGAACUUUGCCGUACAGCACGACUUCCUCUUCAGCAUGCAGGGGAUGAUCAAGGAGGCUUUGGCUGGCAAAUCGGACUACUUCGCCCCAAUGUGGGAGGAGCCAGCUGUUCAGGACCGACUGGAGCAGCACAUUCCUGGCUGGAAGGGCCUGAACUACCCGAGUCUGGUGCAUCAAGAGAGGCAUGACAUCCGUCAUUGGUGUCCGACGGUUCUCAGCCGUCUCAGCCAAGUCCAGGGCGGCUCGGCUGAUGAGAGGCGUGCUUGCAAGCAUGUGCCUGAUGCCGGUGCAGCUCCAACACUGAGGCAGAAGCAUGCAGACCCACCCGCGCAGCGUUUGCCUAGCCAGGCCAACGCGGAGCAGGUGUUCUUCAGACCAGCUUCACAUGAUGCAGCCACGCUGGCCCUGAAUGGUGAGGCAGAGCCGAAAUGGCGAAUUGAGGUGGUGGAGGAGCCAGAUGACCCAUUCGCAUCCAUUCGCCAUUGCUCGACAGCUUCCCGGCUGGACUCUGGGGUAAAUCCUCGGGAUGUCCGCCGAGGCGGCGGCUUUGACUGUGAGUGUGAGAAGGAGGCCCUUGCGAAAGCCAAAGAGUAUGCCAAGACAGCAGCAACGCAGGAGGAGGUGCUGAAGCACCUGAAGAUGUGGGAGGGCUGGGGUAGAUAUCACAGCUCCAUCGUGCUGGGCCCAGAUGAGGAGAUAAGCCUGCCAGCCCGUGAAGAGCCCGAUCCAGACAAUGUGGGCUUCGCCUACCCGCUGCCUCCUGUAGAGUUUCCAUUGCGCAACACGAAGCGAUAUCCUCCACCGACAGAGGAGGAUGCCUGCCGCGAAAUGUUCAAGCUAUUGCACUACGUCUGUGAGCAGAAGCUAGCACCGAAGAACUCCGUUCUGAGCGUGGUUUACAACUGGAUCAAUAGCAAUCGGAGGGACAGUCCGGUGUGGCAGCGCGGCCUCAUCAAAGUAGGUGGAGCGCAGAAGCUCCUGGAACUCUGGCAAGACGAAACUUCGGAAGCGCAGGAGGAUGGUGAGGAGUACCCCUGCCGAUACUGGGUGCUUGCCAUCGUGGGUAGAAUGAUGGGCACAGAACAGGAGCUGCUGCCUGAGAGCAACAUGUCGCAGGCAUGA